CCGUCAGCCGUCUUGCAUUCGCGACUCUGUGUCUCGCCUCUUUCUCCCGGCGGUCAGUCAUCUCCCUGACUCCGUGGCUUCGAGAUCGAUCGUCGGUGCAGCCUUAGAAAAUAUAGGCUAAGACAUUAGUCUAAGCCCCGCAUAUGUGAGACCCACCGGCUAUACAGCAUUCAAGAAGCCGCGAUGCAGCCCAAGAAGAAAAAAAUUAAAUUGAUGAGUGGAGAGAGAGAAGACAUCCUUCUUCAGGUGAAUCAUGUCCGCUACAAGAAAAAUAAUGGACAGCUUUACCUUUCUCAGUCCAGAGUCGGCUGGAUGAUGGAUGACUCGGACACAUUUACGGUUAGCGUUCAGUAUAGUGAUAUCCGAACACAAAAAAUCUCACCUGAGGGUAAGCCAAAGGUCCAGUUGCAGAUUGUACUGCAUGAUAUGACUACCCAUACAUUCCAUUUUUGUACGCCAGAAGGAAGGGAUAAACAGGUCAUUGAAAGGAAUCAAACAAAGGAACGCCUGGCCCAGUUAAUGGACAAAAGAAAACGCUUGCCUCCUGAUGAUUUGGUACAAAAGAAACGAAUGCUAGAUGAAAAUGAACAACUCUGUCAAUUAUAUAAGGACUUGGUAGCCACUGAUAUUAUCUCAGGAGAUGAGUUUUGGAAGGAGAUAGCUGUCCAGUACAAAAAUAACAUGGGCCCAAAUCAAGAUGUUGGAAUAUCAGGAGCUUUUCUUGCUGAUAUUAAACCGCAGACUGACGGGAGCAACGGAAAAGUACAAUAUAACAUUACACCAGAGAUUAUGCUUGCUGUAUUCAAGACGUACCCUGCAGUGAAGAAAAAGCACUCUGAAUAUGUACCACACAGAAUGAGUGAAGCAGAGUUCUGGACGCGUUUCUUUCAGUCACAUUAUUACAGUGUUCAUACAAACAGUAGUAGUGAAAAUGUGUUUUCAGAAUGUGCAAAAUAUGAUGACAAAGAGUGGAACAGAGAUGUAGAGUCAGCUAAAACUGACCCCUUGUAUGACUUAAAUGAUAUUUAUGAAGAGAAGCCAAUGUCGAUAGACAGUGAUAUCAGGAUUGCUGGUGCCAAGGCAGGAAGUAAUAUUAUGCAUGCCACUAUGAUUAAAAGGUUUAACCAACAGAGUGUCGGUAUUAUUAAAGCACACGCAUACACAGAAAGAGAGAAACUGUUAGAUGAAUUAGCUGCCCAGAACCCAGACAGUCUUCCUAAUGGUGAUGCAGAUCCUGAGGUAGAAGUACAGAAAAGUAAAAAGGUUCGUUUAGAAGAAAAAGUAACAUAUGAUGACCUUCAGGGUCCUUCCAAAGUUGAAAGUGCCUCACUAACCAUAAACCAGACACAUCGGUACUUAAUAGGGCCUACAGAAUACGCCAGCGUACAGAGACUUGAACCUCGUCAGGUAAGCAUUUUGCAACAACAAAUGGUGGCCACUGUGUGCAACUGGAAACCAGAUUUGCCAAAUUCACAAGAUCCAGAUGCUGCUUAUAUGAAUCUUCAGCAAUUUAGUGAGAUGUGUCGGAGAGGUAGAACAAGUGGAGGCAUUCGGUCAGGUGAUGAACUGCCUGGAAAAUUACACAAAGAACUUACAUUAGUUUACAGUAGUGCAGGAGAACUGUUAAGGCAUUUUUGGUCUUGUUUUCCUCCAAGAACACCACAAUUACAGGAAAAACUACACAGAAUGCAUCAGACCCUCUGUCGUUACCAUGAAAAAACAAUUAGACCAUUUCGGGACAUGGCUGUGAAUGAUUACAACUGCAAUGCAACCAUCUUGGACCAUCUGUUAGGAAUGAUCAACAUAGCAAACACAAAGUAUGAAAAUUGGAAGGCGCGAAAUUCUAGGUGAAAGGGCCAGUUCAGCAUAAGUUUGUAUAAAAUUAAUGUCAAAUUUAGGUUAAUACUAAAUAUAGAUUCUGUAUAUACGACAUUCAUAUGUACAUCAUAUCUUUGGCACUGCCUUGUGACCCUCCAUAAUUAACGUAUUCCAGUGAAAUGAUUCGGUCAUGGCUUUAAUAUAAUGUUCCUAAUGUGAAAAGACCCUUUGGUUAGCAUUUUAUAUAUACUGUAAUGUGCAAAAUUAAAAUUUAUCUAUUGAAAUUAUUAAUAUUGGUUUUGAUUCAUCACAGCAGACAUCACAACUAAUAUAUCAGUCAAAUUAACAACUACAAGUAUUUACUGUGUAGCAAUACACUAGUAAUACCAAGGAGACUCAUCCAUACCAGUAUUACUAAUAAGUAUCAAUGUAUAAAAGGUGGAUCAAGAUCAAAUGAUGUAAAUAUAGGCAAUUUUGUGUAUUUUACAAUAAAUUCUCAAUUCAUGAAACCAUGUACUAUGUACAGAAAGAAGCCCCUAAAGAGUAUACUGUAAUAUAAUUUGCUACUAUGAGAUUCAGGGCCUCUGUAACACGGUUUUUUGGACUUUGCUCCUUGUCAAAGCAUCGGAUGUAGCUGAAAGUUGGCCAUAUGUAGAUUUUGCAAACACACACAAAUUUUGUCAGCAUUAUCAAUAACCUAAACCCGACAGUUUUAAUUUUUAUAGAGUAAAAAUGAUCUAGCCGACGCCAUGGCCAAUGAUUACGAGCCAAGAGUCGAAAAACAUUCAUAACGUA
Molecule: messenger RNA, 2613 nt
Organism: Macrobrachium nipponense
Lineage: Eukaryota; Metazoa; Arthropoda; Malacostraca; Decapoda; Palaemonidae
Gene: Tfb1
Product: general transcription factor IIH subunit 1-like
Exons: 12
Coding region: 184-1851 (555 amino acids)
Biological process (GO): transcription by RNA polymerase I; transcription by RNA polymerase II; nucleotide-excision repair
Cellular component (GO): transcription factor TFIIH core complex; transcription factor TFIIH holo complex
Source: RefSeq, a predicted model, not a curated record